GUAAAAAUCAUUGUUAAAUGCAUUUUAUUUAAUGUAAACAAUUACAAAAUGGAACCUUUUCAGUCAAGUUCAACAAUCCAAAAUUAUGAAUUUUCUGAUGAUAUACUACAUCUUAGACAAAGAAUAAACAAUAAAUUAGAAUCGUUAGACUCGAUUUCUUCUAGAGUACAAGAUUCCAUCGAUAAUCUGUCAUAUAGAAAAUUCGAUAUGAAAUUCUGGAAUUUGUUUCUGAGUAUUAAUUUAUUUUUUGGGCUUUUGAUAACGUUUAUUAUAUUUGGAUAUUUGAUUUCUGACGAAGAAAGUUCAGAAAAUCGGCUGGCGAAUGAAGCGAUAUUAAUAUUUUUGUUAACUACAAGUUUGACCGUGUGCAUACCUUACUACUUAUAUCAACUGACAGAAAUUGAAGAAACGGAUCAACACAUUCCUGAAAAUGAAAGGAAAUGUUAGGAUUUUGAAAAUAAAAACUGAAGAGUUUCUCAUAAAUACAAAAUUUAUCAGUAUUUCUUUUUAAAUAAAUCAUCAUCAUUCAUGAGAGUACGAGAUUGGGUACAUUCUAG
Centruroides sculpturatus (bark scorpion) is the source of this 557-nucleotide messenger RNA. RefSeq lists its product as uncharacterized. The record is from RefSeq and is a predicted model, not a curated record. Lineage: Eukaryota; Metazoa; Arthropoda; Arachnida; Scorpiones; Buthidae. Bases 49 to 447 code for a protein of 132 amino acids. The transcript is spliced from 4 exons.